GGGAACAUUAGACAGCACAGCUUACAUAAACUCUGUUAAUCAUGUUAAUGGAUAGGUCCAAUGUGUUCCUUUGCUGGUUGUAGAGAUCUAGACUAGAUUGUAAAUGCAUUGCGUAAGAAUGAGUUUCAGUUCAAGUUUCAAGUUGAAAUUGUCAGAAAAUGUGACUACCAAGUACCAAGUGAUCUGUGUUUUCAAGUGUAUUUAUGCCCUUGUCAUUAUAUUAUUUUAUUAUUUGUCUUAAUUGCUUGAUGCAGAUGGAAAGUGUGCUUUUACUUAAUUUCAGUAAUUUUUUUUUGUUUAAAUUGAAAAUUGCAGAAAUCAAAUAGAGGUGGGAUGGGCAAGAAACUGCAGAAUAACACUGCGCUGGUCCGUCUCCGGCGGGACUACAUGCGCCUGAAGACAGACCCGGUUCCCUACAUAUCAGCCGAGCCACUUCCAUCAAACAUACUCGAAUGGCACUACAUCGUGCGCGGCCCGGAGGGCACCCCGUACGCGGGCGGCCUGUACCAUGGCAUGCUGCGCUUCCCGGUCGAGUACCCGUUCCGGCCGCCGAGCAUCUACAUGAUCACGCCGAACGGGCGCUUCAAGCCGAACACGCGUCUGUGUCUGUCCAUCAGCGACUUCCACCCGGACACUUGGAACCCCAGCUGGAGCGUGUCCACCAUCCUCACCGGCCUGCUCAGCUUCAUGCUGGAGGUGUCGCCUACCGUGGGCAGCAUCGAGACGUCUGACUACGAGAAGCGCAUCUACGCGCACCAUAGCCUGCAGUACAACCUCAACGACGCCACCUUCUGUGAACUGUUCCCCGACGACGUCCAGGAGAUCCAGGCGACUCUGGCCCGCCGCCGGGAGUCGGCCGCCGAGUCUGCGGAGGAGGCGGCCGGCGGCCCUCCGGCGCGCCGCUCGGCCGCCGACGCCCACUCGGGGCUCGGCGCCGCGCUCAGCAACCUGAUCGUCAUGGCCGGCUUCGUGCUCUUCGCCGGCGUCGUACACUACGUGGUGACGCAGGACUUGUAGGCGGACCGGAGCGGGCGGGAGAGGGCGGCGCGGCGGUUAGACGCUGGCCCGAGGUGGCGGGCUGGCCAGGGAGGCAGGCACGGGGGUCAGCCGCGGGCCGAAGGUGGCAGGCUGGCUCGCCGACCGUGGCGGCUAGUCGCUGGCCCGAUGUGUCGGGGUGAGCUGGGUAGGCAGGCACGAUGGUUAUCCGCAGGCCGGUAGACGGCGAUAUGCCCUGACGGAGGGAUGGUGGUGGUGUCCGGCCUGACGGCAUGCGGUCCGACCGGACGAUGGUCACUCGGCUCCCCGGGAGGCCACCAGACCAGCCCGCACCGGGCCCAUUCUCUGCGAACGGGCUGUGCGCCGAGGCCCGUCUGAACGGCCCGCCCAAGCAGCAGCCAGCCCGGUCAGCUGACCGCCGGCGAAGUGUUGUGAACGGCGUGAGUGUGUGCGUGCAAUGUGAGUUGUCGACGGGUGGGGGUAUUUUUUUCAGCUGGGAGAGGACCAGCUGACGCCGUGGCAGCCUCACAAGAUCCCGCUCAGCUUUAGGUUUCAUGAUUUGUUGUGAAACACUCGAAUAGUCUAUAUCUGUGUCACGUCCAACGCGAGCUAGAUGCACAAGGUGUGCAGGAAUUAGCGCGCUUUUAAUUAUCGUUGUGAGUGAUAUCCGUCGACUUUCCCAAGGAGUUACCGUAUCAAAUCGGCAGUAGAGCCGAUACUAAGCGGCGUAUGUCGUAACACUGCAUCGGACACCCUCUGUACAUGGUAUAUAGGUUGAAGCAGAUAUAUAUCUAGCGCAUCCUGUUACGUUGCGCACAAUGGCUGUAUGAUUGAUUGUAUUUGGGGUUGUUGGGUCCCAGUGGUGUCGGUCGUCACCAACGCACUAAGGCCGCCCAGUGGUGACCGCGCCCCCGGUAGGUCCCGCCGCGCGUGUGGGCGGCCCAGAGCUGCUCCGGGGACGGGGCGCGUGGGCCGGCGCCGGCGGCCCACAGCUGUUGGAAGGUGCCCGCGCUUACCAUAUGCGAAGCUGAAUAGAUAUAUAGUAGCGAUCGAUUGCCCGUGAGAGCGGGCGGCGGCGCGAGGCAGACUCACAGCUCUGACGAUGGUCGACGUGGUGCGACUGAAGCCAAAAUAAACAUUUUGAUACAGA
Molecule: messenger RNA, 2146 nt
Organism: Amphibalanus amphitrite
Lineage: Eukaryota; Metazoa; Arthropoda; Thecostraca; Balanomorpha; Balanidae
Product: ubiquitin-conjugating enzyme E2 J2-like
Exons: 5
Coding region: 334-1017 (227 amino acids)
Source: RefSeq, a predicted model, not a curated record